Rhodamnia argentea is the source of this 1539-nucleotide messenger RNA. RefSeq names its product trihelix transcription factor ASIL2-like. Lineage: Eukaryota; Viridiplantae; Streptophyta; Magnoliopsida; Myrtales; Myrtaceae. Gene Ontology annotation, cellular component: nucleus. The record is from RefSeq and is a predicted model, not a curated record. The transcript is spliced from 2 exons. Gene Ontology annotation, molecular function: transcription cis-regulatory region binding. The coding region runs from base 248 to 1165 and encodes 305 amino acids.
CCAUGAAUACAAAAAGCUCACACUUCACCACCGUCGUCGGCUCAGACCGCCCUCCGGCUCCCCCCACGCUGCACCUCUCCGAACCAGCCGGCUCCCCUCUGAUUCAACACUUGGGCUCGUUUCAAAAAUAUAAUCUUUAUCUUCCCCACCCCGCCACUGAGUCGCACCACACCAUCGUUCCCCCCCUCUCCUCCUCUCUUGUCCUCAUCAUAACCUCAGAGACCCUCGCCGUCGUUUCCUCCCCCCCAUGGAGCCCCCCAACGGGACUCCCCCGCCGUCCCCUUCCCCUCCCCCGCCGCCCCGCCCCUCCGCCACCCCCCUCCCUCCCCUCCGCGAGGACUGCUGGACCGAGGGCUCCACCUUCGCCCUCAUCGAGGCCUGGGGCGACCGCUACCGAGCCCUCGACCGCGGCAACUUCUCCCAGCAGGACUGGCAGGACGUCGCCGACUCCGUCAACUCCCGCCCCGGCGCCCCCUCCUCCGGCAAGCCCCGCCGCACCGGCGUCCAGUGCAAGAACCGCAUCGACACGCUCAAGAAGAAGUUCAAGCUCGAGAAGGCUAGGGUUUCGGAUCCCCGCGACGGCCCCGGCGGCGGCUACCUCAGCCCCUGGCCUUUCUUCGCCGGCCUCGACGCCCUGAUCGGAUCCAACUUCCCGCCGAGGAAGCCCUCGCGGUCGCCGACGCCCCCGCCGGCAUCCCGAUCGAGGCCGAAGCGAGGGGCCUCUCAGCCGGCUCGGAGCAUGCUGCCGGCGGUGACCGUGCCGGUGCGCCCCCGGAGCCACAACCGGACGAAGCGCGCGCCGGCGAGGUCCCCCGCCGGCGGAUCGUUUUUCCGGCCUGCCUUCUCGGCGGCGGACGAGGAAGUUGCCGAGGGGGAGGGAUCGGAGCGGUCCAGCUCGAGGACGAAAUUGAGGUCCGGGAAGGGGAGCGUGGAGAGGAGGGAGAGAGGGUACGCGGAGUUAGCUGAGGCGAUAGAGAGGUUGGGGCAGAUAUACGAGAGAGUGGAGAGGAAGAAGGCGAGGGAGAUGAUAGAGCUGGAGAAGCAGAGGAUGCAGUUCGCCAAGGACUUGGAGCAGCAGAGGAUGCGGUGGUUCUUGGAGACGCAGAUUCACCUCCAAAAGAUCAAGAAACUGAAGCAGACUCCAAUCGACGAGAGUUAUUUGUAGAUGGUCAUGUCUGGGAGAGUCUGCAAGUCCCAGCUCCAAACAUGGUAUCGGCUUUCCUACCUGCAAAAAUGUUCCGGUCGUCUCUUAAGUGAGAGUUAUCAGAAAGGUACUCUUCGACGAAGCUCAGGAAGAAGUUUGGUUGCUUUUUGUAUUUUGUUGGUUAGGCCAGUUAGUUUAACGUUUCUCUGUGGGCAAGAAGUGCUAGAAUUUACAGAUAAUAGGUUGGAUUGACCAUGUUUAUAUUAUAUCCCAGAUGUAAAUUUCUCCUUUUUCUUGAGAAGCUUGCACAGGACUUCCAUGCUGGAGGUGAUCUAGGCCCGAUUGUUCAAUGCUUGAACUUCUUAAGUUAUUGGUAUAUUCGAGGUAAUUGAGAA